Actinia tenebrosa (Australian red waratah sea anemone) is the source of this 885-nucleotide messenger RNA. RefSeq names its product cyclic nucleotide-binding domain-containing protein 2-like. The record is from RefSeq and is a predicted model, not a curated record. Lineage: Eukaryota; Metazoa; Cnidaria; Anthozoa; Actiniaria; Actiniidae.
AUGCUUAGAAACGAAAUAGAGAAGACUGUUGAUACUUUGGAAGCCGAUGAGUUUGUUAAACGAAAGACGAAGAUGAUUUUUAAAGAUAUGGGUACCUUCAAUCGAGUUUCUAUCAGGACACAAAAUAAAUGGGCUAUCGAAAAUUUAAAAUCCCUUGAAACUCGCCAACGUAAAGGUUGUAGACGGCUUGGUCCGUCGCAGCAAGAGGACGAGCAAAGGUUGACUUUUAAUGUGAAUGCAUUCAAGUCACACGUGCGUCCAAAUUUCGUCCUAACGAAGACCACCAGACAGCACCUUAUGAUGCCACGCCUCAAGAGAACUGCCACACAUCUAAAGGUGUUCGCUGCUAUCAUCGAUAACCUCAAACUAUUUGCCACCUACCCACAUAGUGUUCGACAAGGACUCGCAAAGAUCGCUAACUAUGAAGCUUGUGAAGAAGGGACGGUGAUUGUUAGACAAGGUGAUACUGGUCAUUCGUUGUACUUCAUUCUGACUGGUAGUGUCUCGGUGGUAGUCGCUGAAGACGACACGAACCUUCAUGAGAGUCGAAAACAGACUGUUGCCGCGAUGUUUGCUGGUGACAUGUUUGGAGAAGUGUCCCUGUUACAUAACAUUGAACGAACAGCAACAAUCAUAUGCAGAGAAAGAUCCGAAUUCCUGAGGAUUGAUAAACCAGAUUUUAAUAUGGUUUUGAAAACCAGUUAUGAAGAGGAGUGGAAGUCACGUGUCAAUUACCUGAGAUUUCUUCCCGAGUUUCAAGGCUUUUUUUCGAAUAAAGAACUACAAAACGCUGCAGCUAAUUCUAAAGUAGUCCAGUACCCAGAAAAUACGGUAAGCAAGAUUUCAGUGUUCAAAUGUAGUCAAAUAUUUCAAACGUUUAAAUAA